Molecule: messenger RNA, 6587 nt
Organism: Xiphophorus couchianus (Monterrey platyfish)
Lineage: Eukaryota; Metazoa; Chordata; Actinopteri; Cyprinodontiformes; Poeciliidae
Product: FERM and PDZ domain-containing protein 4
Exons: 17
Coding region: 382-5331 (1649 amino acids)
Cellular component (GO): cytoskeleton
Molecular function (GO): protein binding
Source: RefSeq, a predicted model, not a curated record
GCUCAGGCUCUCUCUGUGCCUCCCUCCAAAGCUGUUGUUACGGUGCGGCUCCCGCACAUCAUUCCACUGCGAUGGAAAUUAAAUGAAGGUGGCUUAGCACAGCUAACAGAGACAUGCUUUGAAGGAUGUAACCGGGGGAAGCUGCGUUGCCAGAUCCUUUUCCAUGGGAUGUGGAUUUGUGCUGCUGAGGCGAGGACACAGCAAUCACUCAGCCAUGCAGAGGCUCAGAGAAAACGACUAAUCUCUACACCUGACUUCUGGAAGCCUUACUUUUAUUUUUCUUCCCCUUUGCGUUAUUUACUGGCGAAAAACAAUGCAUUACAAUGGUGCCGGAGUGAAGUUAAUUUUGCAUGUGUAGGUUGAUUGCAGUCUGCAGCACACAUGGAUGUGUUCAGCUUUGUCAAGAUGCCAAAGCUUUCCGGCCACAGGACCAAAUCCUCUGGUUGGCCGCCCCCGUCAGGGACCUGGAGUGCUUCCCAAGGACCCCCAAAUGGAUGGGACAUGGGCACCAUCAGAGAGGGGCGUGACUGCUACAUCAAUCACGUCUCCCAGAGUAACUCCCUGGAGGAAGUUUGUCUGGACGGAGACAAGUUUGUGCCCCCCGCGCCCCGGAAGGUUGAGAUGAGGCGGGACCCUGUGCUUGGCUUCGGAUUUGUGGCAGGAAGCGAGAAACCUGUGGUUGUCCGCUCAGUUACUCCAGGGGGUCCAUCUGAAGGCAAACUGAUCCCCGGGGACGAGAUCAUCAUGAUUAAUGAUGAGCCAGUCAGCUCAGCACCCAGGGAAAGGGUUAUCGACCUUGUCAGGAGCUGUAAAGAGUCCAUAGUGCUGACUGUUGUUCAACCAUACCCAUCACCCAAAUCUGCAUUCAUCAGCGCAGCAAAAAAGGCCAAGUUAAAGACAAAUCCUGUUAAAGUCCGCUUUGCUGAAGAGGUCAUCGUCAACGGACAGGUCCCAGAAACAGUAAAGGACAACUCCCUCCUUUUUAUGCCAAAUGUUUUGAAGGUAUACCUGGAAAAUGGCCAGACUAAAUCAUUUAGAUUUGACAGCAACACAUCCAUUAAGGACGUCAUUUUGACCCUGCAAGAAAAGCUAUCCAUUAAGUGCAUUGAGCACUUCUCUUUAAUGCUGGAGCAAAGAGCUGAAGGAUCUGCCAGCAAACUCAUGCUCCUGCAUGAGCAGGAGAUGCUAACUCAGGUGACACAGAGGCCCGGCUCACACAAGAUGAAGUGCUUCUUUCGGAUCACUUUUGUCCCAAAGGAUCCCGUGGACCUGCUAAGAAGAGAUGCAGUAGCCUUUGAGUACCUCUACGUUCAGAGCUGUAAUGAUGUGGUGUUGGAGAGAUUCGGGUCAGAACUGAAAUAUGACACAGCUCUUCGCCUGGCUGCCCUGCAAAUGUACAUUCUGACCAUCAAUACUAAGCAGUCUCAGAAAGUUUCCCUGAAGUAUAUUGAGAAGGAAUGGGGUCUGGCAUUAUUCCUGCCACCUGCAGUGUUGUCUAGCAUGAAAGAGAAGAAUAUCAAAAAAGCUCUCACCCACAUCUUGAAAACUAACCAAAACUUGGUGCCUCCUGGCAAAAAGCUGACUGCACUGCAGGCAAAGGUGCAUUAUCUGAAGUAUCUCAGUGAUUUGAGACUUUAUGGAGGCCGUGUUUUCAAAUCCACUCUGGUGCAAGGCGAGAAGCACACAGAAGUGACUUUGCUGGUGGGGCCUAAAUACGGCAUCAGUCAUGUGAUAAACACAAAAACAAAUCUGGUGGCUCUUCUGGCUGACUUCAGCCAUGUUAACCGCAUUGAGAUGUAUGCUGAAGAUGAUAACAGGGUUAGAGUGGACCUGCAUGUUCUGGACGUGAAGCCCAUCACUCUGUUAAUGGAAUCUGUUGAUGCAAUGAAUCUGGCCUGUUUGACUGCUGGCUACUACAGAUUACUCGUAGACUCUCGGCGCUCCAUCUUCAAUGUGGCCAAAAACACGGAAACAAGCCAUGCAGCUAAACCGAAACAAAACUACCAGGCAAUCGAGUGUGCUUACAGUAUACCUCACAAAGCAUGUGAGGACAGAAGUAACCAGAGGUGCAGCCAAGAUUACUUAGACCAGGAGUGUGAAUACCUUGACCACAGUAGAUGUGAAGUCCAGCCUGUGUAUGUGACAGAGAUUCACCAGCCUCAGCACUCUGUUCAUAUGGCAGAGAGAGCGGAGUGCUGCAGAGUUCCUUGCUCCCAGACUUAUCUCAACAUACCAAGGCCUAAACCACCGGAUUCAUCCAGAAAUGCAAAGGUUUCCUUCAUAUUUGGGGAACCCCCUCUGGACAGCGUGAACCCCCAAAACCUGGGUUACCAGAGACUGAUGGACGAAGGCCCAGAGAUUGCAGAUAAUUACAGCCACAUGUACAGGCGCCUUGAGGAGGAUUAUAAGAUGAUGGAUGCCAUAGAGGAGGGUUAUCCAUACUCUACCAAAAUCUUUGGUCCCACAGAGUGCAUCGAGGAGCCCCUGCUGCAUGACAUCUGCUAUGCAGAGACAACAGAUGACGCAGAAGAUGAGGAUGACAUCAGCUGUGAGGAAGAUUUGGUGAUGAGUGACAUUGAUAAGCCCACAUUGCUGACACUCUCAGGGUCCAGUGAUGACAUCAUUGACUUGACCUCCCUCCCUCCACCUCCAGAGGUUAAUGAUGAGGAGGACAACGACGUGCUUCUGCACUCCCUCAACAUGGCCAUUGCUGCUCCUCCUCCUGGUUUCAGGGACAGUUCUGAUGAGGAUGAACAGCAGGGGGCUGGGACUCGGGCCCAGGAGGCCUGCAAUGAUAUCCCCAUCUCUCUAAUAGACUCUGUUCCCACACACCGAGCGGAGGGUUCUGAGGAGCCUCUGGACGAUGCAGUGGUGUCCACCCUGCAGGCACUCGAGGCUCUGGCUGCUUCCGAAGAACAGAGUCCUGCACAGUCUGAGAGCAGCACAGGUGUACAAAUAUCACGAACGUUUAGCCCAGAGUCUUCCGAUUCUGGCAAUGAGACAAACUCCUCUGAGAUGACCGAGAGUUCAGAGUUAGCAGCUGCUCAGAGACAUUCAGAAAACCACCUGAGGAUGCAUGUAGCCAUGACAGAAGGAUACCGUGCCAUGAAUGAAGAAAAGGCAGAGGUUUGCACAACUAGUGAUGAGAAUCCAGAGGAAGCUAAAUCCUCGGCCGUUACCUCCUCUCAGAUUUUCCACUCAGAUGGCGGUGAGAUGGAACCAGAUACUAUGGAAAUCAAAUCAGUCAGUGAAUUCUUCACCAAGAUGCACAUGGGCUCCCUAAUGAGCAGACAGAGAGGGAGGCAGAGGGAGGCGGAGAGCAGUAUCCAAGGAGAUAGAUGCAGUUCCUCUGAAAAAUUUAACUCGACUUCUCUAGAUUCCGCUAAGGAGGAGCCCCCUCAUCUUGUAGGAAAGUACAACACUUUCACUGUAAGAGAUUCCUAUUACAUGAAUCAACUUGAUCUAGGGAGAACUCACUGCAAAGACAGGCAUCAAAAAUGGCAGCAGAGAGCACCGGGAAGCAAAAUGGCAGAGAAUCUUGCAUCAGAAUGUGCAAAUGACUCACAGGCUUCCCACGCAGACAGGCUGACAGCAAAGGGAGAGAACCAGGACUCAGAUGAAAGAAACCAACAGUUAAAUGCCCAUCUCAUCUCCCCAUCCAAAGGGCCCUUCCCCGCUGAGAGUGAUGCUACUUCACAGGACAAUAAGCAGAAACAGAUCAAGUUUUCGCAGUCAGAGCAGGAUGUCACACGGAUGUAUGAAUACCACGUUAGCAAGCGCAUGUCAUCAAUACAAAGUGAAGGCGUUCAUUCUUUGCAGAGCUCACAGUGCUCGUCAAUAGAUGCGGGUUGUAGCACUGGCAGCAGCAGUUGGGUCACUCCAAUGGACUCUCCCCUUUGUGCCACAGACAGUAUGCAUGUACUAUCAGAGUCUUCGCUAAAGGGGAUGAGCUAUGCAGCUGGGGCUGAGGAGAAGGCCUAUGGACCCACAGUGCAGGGGAAAGUGGGGCAUACAAUGGACCCCACCCUGAUGAGAAAAAUCCAUGCAGCUACCAGUGCUGAGCCAGGGUUUGGGAGCAGUCACAAAAUGCCCAAGAUAAAAGAAACCACAGCUUGCACACAGCUGAAGAAGACUGGGAAAGACUCAUCUUUAUCUCUCUGUAACGAGACCAGUACCACCUCCACCAUCAUAUCACCUUCAUCAUUACGAAGUAGCACGAAGUCUAGUGAGGUAACACUGGCCAGCCCUGAGCCUGACCCGUCAUCAUGUGACCCAACAAGAAGCCUCAGGAAGCCGCACAGGGUUCAGAUGCUCAGAAGGAGCUGGAGCACCUUAAUGCCAGGUUCCAGGAGCUUAGAAGCACUUAAGGAAAAGACAAAAGCCACGCUCACUGGAAAGACUAUAGGUCAGAAUUUGCAGUCCCAAGAUUCCCCAAAAGUGAAGAGGGCAUUCUCUGCCAAAACCCUACCCAAAAGCUUGUCCCAAGGUUCAGUCAGCUCCGAUUCAGCAGAGAGAAGGCCGAUAACCGGAGUCUUACUGUUGCAGUCAGAGUCAAUAGCUCCAAGGCCAGAUGGAACAUGGAGGUGUCACGGGCCAUUUAGUCACUGCUUCCUCAGGAGAAGGCCAAUUACUCAAGGUAGUUAUGAAGAUACAGAGAUGUCUUCACAAGUUCUGCUCUCAAGUAGCCCGACUUCAUCUAGUCGCAAGGAGAAAACAGUCCAGAAAGCAGGCCACAAGGCUGAAUGGACUGAUACAUCUAUGAACGAGAUGAGUCUCAAAGACAGACUCGCUCAUGUACACUCAAUGAAGGGAAAAACAUACAGCCUUCAUACAGGGUUUGCACUUGCACGGAAGGAUGCCUUAGAGAUGAUUAGCGUGUUGCACUGCAGUGUCAGACACAGGUCCAGCGGUGACAUACCUGAGAUGGGUGAGACCGACAUGGAGACGCUGUCCCAGCUUCUGCUGCUGCAGGCCAAAGUGCUGAACAGCGCCUGCAGUCAGAUGUCCACAGAGUACAGCAGCCCGGAGGAGCUACUGCUCACUCUGACGCACAGCUUCCAUACAUUGUGCUGCUUAGCGCAAGCCUGCAUGUCUCUGGCGGAGGUCCUGAACACCGAAAGCGAACGCAGGGAGGUGGUGGCCAAGGUGGACGAGGUCAUCAUAAACUACGUGUGUCUGCUAAAAGCUGCUGAGGGAGCUGCAGGAGGCUCUCCCGGUGACCAAAGUGUGAACACAUUGAUACAUUACUCUGCCACCAUGUCUGUUGUUAUAAACACGCUAACUAUCUCACUAAAUUCACUGCUCAACAAAAAAGCUGUUGCUGUGUUCUGAUUGUUGAUUUUUAAGCCAUACAUAAAAGACGUGGGUUUACCAACCAAUGUGAACUGCUGUGAAGAAAAUCUUGCCUUGUGUAUACAAUAUUUUAAUAUCUAAGGAAAAAAUUUAAUUAUAUCAAAUAAAGUUUUAAAGAGAUUAUAUCCAGACCCUAAUGAAGAGAAUAAUGACCCUUCCCUCGAGUAUAUUCUAAAAUAUUACAUAAGGAUUAUUUUAAUGAUUUAUUGAUUUCAUUAGGAGAUUAAGAUGUAAAUUAUUGCAACCUGAAAAGCACCUUCUUUUUAAUUGUAUAAAUAUGUAUUGUGUUGGAAAUGCAUACACUAUAUUUAGACAAUUCAUUGCACAGGACAAGAUAUUACAAAGUUAAAGAAAUACAUAAAAAUGUAUUUGCUGACUCACUUGAUUUGUUGACUAUUUUACACAUGAAUACUGAGUAAUUUCCUGUAUUUUUCUCAACAUCAUUAAAAAAAUGUAAACUUUUAAAAUCUUUCUCUCAAAUAAUUAUAGUUUAUUUAUGUUGUACACCACAUGCUGUCCUUUUUUGUCUGGCUAUAUUUUUCCUUAAGGCAGUCAUUUCUGACAUCUCUUGCAGUUAUUCGCCUUUCAUUAUUCAGUGAAACCUGAAUGAUGAAACCUUGUAUUUCAAACUGCAUUCUCAAUGAGGAAAGGUUUUUUAAACCCUAAGUUUAGAAACUCAGUUCAAUAAUUCACGAUUUUUGAAUUUGUUCAAGCCUGAGUGGUGGUAAAGCAUUUGCAUUAAUGAUGAUCAUGUUCUGUUUGAAUUUGCAUGAGUCCGUUGCAGAGAGAAAUGCAUGAGAUUUGAGAAAUAGGUAAACAAGUCGACAGCCAUGGUCAUAGUUUUGGAAGAUUCAGAACUAUGUUAUUAUUAAGUUAAACAAUAACAUAAAUAUAUGUCAGCUGUAACAAUCCUUUUUUGUCUGGCAGUUGUGGCUCACGUUUUGAAUUGAGGCUGAAUGGUUUAUUGUUGCUCUGCGAUGGAAUGGUGUGCCCUGCCCCUCGCCGGUUGACUGAUUUAGACAGGCAUAAGGCUCCUUCGCAACCCUGUAGAGAUAAGUGUGUUAGAUAAUGGAUAGAUGGUUUGGAUAGAUAUGGAUAGAUUUUUAUUACAGACUCAAGAGUCCAAAUUACAUAAAAAGAAAACAAAGACAAUAAAAGAAUUAAAAGUACAAUAAAAAAGAAAAAACGACUCCUAACCAUUCAGAAGGCGAUCAUACCAAUGUCUCCAGAGUACA